AUGGCCUCCAACUUCUACCUCGACGGCACGCCGGACGAUGUCAAGAACGCAAAAGGGCUGCAUCUCUUGACCCAGAACACGCCCAAUGGCCAAGCCGUCCAAAUCAUGCUGGAAGAGCUGAAAGAUGUCUACGGCACCGAAUGGAGCACCACCCUGAUCGAUAUCUCAACCAAUGACCAGAAGAAGGAUUGGUUCCUCAAGCUCGACCCCAAUGGUGGAGUUCUCCGUCCACCAUAA
Messenger RNA from Saxophila tyrrhenica, 237 nucleotides. RefSeq lists its product as uncharacterized. The transcript has 2 exons. Lineage: Eukaryota; Fungi; Ascomycota; Dothideomycetes; Mycosphaerellales; Extremaceae. The record is from RefSeq and is a predicted model, not a curated record. Bases 1 to 237 code for a protein of 78 amino acids.